Molecule: messenger RNA, 3734 nt
Organism: Limulus polyphemus (Atlantic horseshoe crab)
Lineage: Eukaryota; Metazoa; Arthropoda; Merostomata; Xiphosura; Limulidae
Product: vegetative cell wall protein gp1-like
Exons: 5
Coding region: 246-2057 (603 amino acids)
Source: RefSeq, a predicted model, not a curated record
AAAACGACCCAUACUAUAGUCUCCGUGCACGCGCGUGCUCUACUGAAGACGAGCAAAGACUGCUGGGAGUCAUCAUCUAAUUGGGGAAGCUGGGAGUUUCCUGCUGAGGUGUAUAAAGGUCUCUACACUCCUCACUUGUCCAAGACAAGCUGACUGGUGUGGUUACUUAUUACACACUCUCAAACCAACCAAGCAACUUAGUGAAGAUAUCACUGGAAACCAAAAUCCUUAUUACCUGCUACAAGAUGAAGCCUCUUUGGGCUUUGUACAGCUUUCUUCUUGUUGUUUCUACAGCUGCGACCUCAGCAAGUGAAAAUGAAGCUGGGGAUACGCUGGCUGGUAGUGCAGGUUACGUGAUGGCUUAUCCCAUGGAGGAGAAAAUAUUAGAAGAAAACACAGCUUCGGAAUCUUUAGGAGAGCCAGCAUUUGCAAAAUCUCAAGAUAAAGACAGAAUAGAUGAAACUCUACUACUGCUUCUGCCAUCAGAAGAAGAAAAAAACAAUAUUCAGGGAAAUAACGAUGAUAAACCUAUGACUACGGGCGUAAUUGAGUCCACGACAAGCGUCAUACAAAACAUGCCUUCUCAUUCCAUGCCAUCAGCGACAGCACCUCAUGUAGAGAUUCAGGAACACAUACAACCCAAAGAGGAAGAUCUACAAAAAAUGUUAUACCAUCGACCUCAAGAGCUAUCUUUUAGUCACAAAUCGAAACCCAUCCCAGAUGAGAAACCUGAAUUGUUACAGUUUUCUCCAUCUCAUCCAAAAUCUAGCCCAAAACGUCCACUAUCAUUUCUUUCAUUUUUAUUAAGAAAUAACUUUCCUAGACUUCCGAUGGGAAGGCCUGAUAUUUUACAUAAAGCAGCUUCUCUUAUUUUGGAACGAUCACCAGUUAUUCGUAAUGACAUAGAUGACAAUCGCGUACACAGAGAACCUGAUGACGAUGAUAUAAUUAUUGAAGUUGUUGGUAAUGAAGGUAAGAGACCAAUAAAACCAAAAAUCUUACCCUUUGGACUUCCACGACCUCUGCCUAUUGAGAAUCAGCAAUACCCUUUACCUCGUCACCCAUUUCCUGAAUCAAAGGCUAGACAUGCAAGUUUACCAUUUCCUCAAAAACUCGGAUCUUUACGGUCGCCUAAUCCACAAAUGCUACCCAGCUUAACUGUUCCUGAAAUUCAUAUGAAUCAGGAAGGCCCUGCCACUCCUUUAUUACCUUUAACUCCUUUUAUGCUUAUUUAUUCUAAUAUGCUUUUAAACUCCCAAUCGUCACCAUUAAUACCUAUGCCUCUACUGUCACCUCCAAAUGCCCCUCGUUCAUUUCCAAUAACCUUCUUGCCACCUCAACAUGCUCCAUUACCAUCGAAAAACAUUCCACUCUCAUUUACAAUGGCUUCUAUACCACCUUCAGAUGCGCUACACCCAUCUCCAAUGGCUUUUCUCCCACCUCAAAAUGCUCGAUUCCAAUUUCCAAUUGCUCCAGUUUCACCACCAGAUUUUUCACCUAGACUUCCAAUGGGUCCUCUCCCACCUUCAGACGCUCCAUUCCCACCUUCACCGGUCUUUCUGCCACUUCCAGAUGCUCAAUUCCCACUUCCAACAGCACUAUUGCCACCACUAAAUAUUCUACCUCUUCCUUCAAUGGUUCCUCAGCCACCUCCAAAUACUCCUCUCCCACCUCCAAUGGCCUUCAUGCCACCUCAAGAUGCUCCAUUCCCAUCUCCAAUGGGUUUCAUGCCACCUCAAGAUGUUCCAUUCCCAUCUCCAAUGGGUUUCAUGCCACCUCAAGAUGCUCCAUUCCCAUCUCCAAUGGGUUUCAUGCCACCUCAAGAUGCUCCAUUCCCAUCUCCAAUGGGUUUCAUGCCACCUCAAAAGGCUCCAUUCCCAUCUCCAAUGCCCUUUUUGCCACCUCAAGAUGUUCCAUUCCCAUCUCCAAUGCCCUUUUUGCCACCUCAAGAUGUUCCAUUCCCAUCUCCAACGACCUUUAUGAAAUUUCAAGAUGCUCCAUUCCCAUCUCCAAUGCCCUUUUUGCCACCUCAAAAAUCCUCCUUACCCAUCUCAUAAUAUUCCACUGCCACUUCCAAACGAUCCACUACAACCGCCAAUGGCCCCUUUGCCAUACACAGAAGCUCCCCUACUACCACCCAGUCCAGCUAUUCGUUGGCCAGUACCACCUUUAGAAAGAAUUAUGUUUUUAUUACAUCCCAUGCAUGCUCCAUUGCCAGUUUCUUCAUAUCCUGAAGUUUCUGGUCCUAUGCUCCACCCAGCUUCAUUUAGAAUUACUAUACCUAACCCUCGUUUUCCACCUCAAACGGGUUUGGAGUUAUUACCAAUGGAUUCUGAAAUGGAAGAUUCCACUGUUGUCCAUAGACCAUCUCCAACAAUUAUAGAGCGAACACCUCGUGUUGUGGGACCCCCACUACUACCUCCUCAGCCUGAGUACUUUCAAGCUCCAUUCCCUGUAAUGGAUGACUCAGAGUUUGUUGCUGAUAACAUUGUUGAUGAACCUAGAUCAAUGCCUCAGUCAACAGGCUUAAACUUUCAGCCAAUACGCCAGCAGUUUCCUCUUCCAAGUUUCGUUGAACAGCAAAAUGUUCCACUCCCAUUCCCUAUAGAACAGGGUGUUGAACCAAGUAUAGUACCAUUUGCAAAUGAAUAUCCUGAAGAGUCUGCCUAUAUACCAUUUGAGGGGCAAAAUCGAGUGCCAGUACCAUUUUUAUUUGAUGAUAACGGAUACGAACCCUCAAAGCCAUUUCCUUAUCUAAAGGAACCCAAUCCACAGAGACAAAUCUCAUUACAACAACAAGGGGGUAACGUAGAGUCUUCAUUAUUGAUGGCUGCACAUGACAAUGGCGAAGAAAAUUUUCGUUUCCAGCCAAACCACUUUUCAAGGUUUUCCAAAUAUCCCCCCGAAAAUAUUCCCUUUCCGAAGCACUUUCCUGAAUUCCAAAGAUCUAACAAAUUAAAACGGUUUCAGGAACUUCUAAAGCAAAACCGAGUUACUUUUCCAAGAGUGCCUUUUAACAAUGAACCGAAAUUAUUUACUCCCCCACCAGAAGCAGGAAGCCAUGCAAUCUACUUGGAUAUUCCUUUCAAUCCUCAGCCGCCCAACAACAGGCCAUUCAUUUUGUAAGCCUACAUUAUAGUUCCACACACUUUUCCAACACAUUAUUAUUAUUUUUUAGUUACUUAUCCUUUCAUAUAUUUUUUUUAGUAUGCUAUUGGGCAGAAUUACUUCAGAACAUAAAAAGUGUGAUACCAAGAAAGAGCUUAAAAGUAUAAGCAAAGAAACGAAUAAAGCAAACAUUGUCUCACAGAAAAUGUAACUUUAAGCCUAUCACACUCAUUUAAAACGUUUGUAACCAUUACAUGAAGUCGGUUUUCAUUAGUUUUAUCACCCCCAUAUUACUGGUAAAAAUAAUUUUUAUUACUGGUGAAAAGUAAGUAUUAAAACAGUUGUUAGUGUGUCUAUCCCUCUUCGAUUGAACUCGGGAAAGUUGUGAAUAGUUGGUUGAGAGUGACGUUUGACAUUAUGAAAUAAGCUGUGAUCAAAGUAUAGUUUAAUCCAAAUAAUUAUAAAAUGAUAAUAUUGUUUAAAUACGGUUACUAUUCAACCAUUUGAUGAAUUAAUAUUUGUAUUGUUGAAAUUUUCUUGUUGCAAGAUGUUAUUUUUUAACCCAAAAUUUAUACUAAGUUUACAUAUGUAUAUUACAACGAAAUAAAUGCUAUUUUAUAACUGUA